Molecule: messenger RNA, 1644 nt
Organism: Monomorium pharaonis (pharaoh ant)
Lineage: Eukaryota; Metazoa; Arthropoda; Insecta; Hymenoptera; Formicidae
Gene: Mvd
Product: diphosphomevalonate decarboxylase
Exons: 9
Coding region: 409-1575 (388 amino acids)
Biological process (GO): isopentenyl diphosphate biosynthetic process, mevalonate pathway; isoprenoid biosynthetic process
Cellular component (GO): cytosol
Molecular function (GO): ATP binding; diphosphomevalonate decarboxylase activity
Source: RefSeq, a predicted model, not a curated record
AACACGUGGCUUUUCUUGAUAGUAUAUAUUCAGUAUAUAUUCGUACUUCGUACAGCUGAUAAAUCAUAAUAAGUAUCACAGUGGCCGAGUCGAGCCAAGUAGUUACCAAAUCUUUUUUUCGGACACGAGCGCGUACGUGUUUUACAUCGAACAAAAUUUUUUAACGUUGCUGAUGCGAUCAACUGUGUUUUGUAUCCACCAUUAUAAUAUUGAUACAUCGUUUAUAUUUACAUUUCAACAUUUUAAUUUUGCCUACGAAUAGUUAUCGUCUUUAAUAACAAGCAUAAGCCGAAUCAUCUUUAUAUAUCUGAUCUUAAAGAGAAGGAAGGAGUAGGUAGCAAUAGCUGGUAGCAACAAUAGUGAUUUGAUACGGAAUAAAAGUUACAUAAAUAAACGUAAACGUCAACCAUGAGUAUUAUUACCUGCAUUGCACCAGUCAAUAUUGCAGUUAUUAAAUAUUGGGGAAAGAGGGAUGAAUCCUUAAUUUUACCAACUAAUGAUUCCAUAAGUGCCACUUUAGACACAGAUCAGCUGCAUGCAAAAACUACUGUUAUGAUCAGUCCUAAUUUCAAAGAAGAUCGUAUUUGGUUGAAUGGAAAGGAAGAAGAUAUAAAAAAUACAAGACUUCAAAAUUGUUUAAGAGAGAUUAGGAAGCGUUCGCAAUUAUCUGAUUACAUAAAUGACUGGAAGAUUCACAUAUGUUCAAAGAAUAAUUUUCCAACUGCUGCUGGUUUAGCAUCAAGUGCUGCAGGGUAUGCAUGUCUCACAGCAGCAUUAGCACAGCUUUACAAAAUACAAGGAGACAUUAGUAUUAUAGCGCGUUCUGGUUCUGGAUCAGCAUGUCGCAGUGUUAUGGGUGGUUUUGUAAGAUGGCACAUGGGUUUGGACAAGUGCGGAACAGACAGCUUAGCAAAGCAAAUUGUGCCUGCAUCUCAUUGGCCUGAAAUGAGGAUUUUAGUGCUGGUGGUUAGCGAUGAACAAAAGAAGGUACCAAGUGCAAUAGGUAUGAAACGAAGCAUAGAAACAUCUGAACUUUUGAAACAUAGAAUAAUGCACGUAGUCCCAGAAAGAACUAAUAAAAUGCAACAAGCGAUCAUUGAGAAAGAUUUCAAAAGUUUUGCUGAGCUCACUAUGAAGGAUUCUAAUCAGUUUCAUGCUGUGUGUUUGGAUACAUAUCCUCCAUGUAUUUAUAUGAAUAAUAUUUCUUUCGAUAUCAUGAAUCUCGUACAUUCCUAUAAUAAUACAGUUAAUGAUGUAAAGGUUGCAUACACUUACGACGCUGGACCAAAUGCUACGUUAUAUUUAUUGGAGAAAGAUGUACCAGCGAUGGUAGGGGUUCUGGAUUACUUUUUCCCUCCCCCUGAAAACAUUGAGAAUAUCAAAUAUAAAAGAGGCUUAUCUGUUGAAGGAGUUAAACCUUCACAAGUUCUUGUGGAGAAACUCGAGUUUCAAAAGCAUCCACCGGGCCAACUUAAAUAUAUGAUAUAUACUAAAGUGGGAGAUGGGCCUAAAUAUCUCAAUAAUCCCCAAGAUCAUUUGCUAAAUGAUCAAGGUAACCCUAUUAAUUGUUUUUAAACAAAAUUUUUUGAGACAUGUAUUUUUUAUUAUUAUUCCACGUGUAUAUUUAAAUAAAUUUAUAUUUCU